UGAAGCUUGAUGCAGCUGUUUACUCACCCAAUCCUGCAGCCCUGCAGUUCCCUCACAUUUUUUAAAUGUUUUGUCUGAAAGGUGAUCAGGAACAUUCCAGCUGCUAUUGUGAUGCAGAUGCAGAAGGGGGGAGGUAAUGUGGGGGUGUUGACCGAGGACUCUGAUAAGAGUCUGUUUUCAGUUUGUGAGCCUAGUCUGCCUCCAUUUCCAUCAUGGCUGCAGGUCAAACGCAAGUCUCCAAGAGAUCACAGCCGUUUUACAUCUACGGGGGUCUGCCGUGUAACUCUCUGAUGGCCGAUUCGUGGUCAGACAGAACCCCCCUCCACGAAUCAGCCUGUCAGGGCAGACUCCUGCACAUCAAGACUCUCAUCACUCAGGGCCUCCAUGUGGACACACUCACCAUAGACAGAGUCUCUCCUCUGCAUGAAGCCUGCCUCGGCGGUCAUUAUGCUUGUGCCAAGUUGCUGCUGGACAAUGGUGCAAAUGCACAGGCAGUUUCAGCAGAUGGCGCCACACCUCUCUUUAACUCCUGCAGAAGUGGAAGUGCUGCAUGUGUCAGACUCCUCUCACAGCACGGAGCAUCCUCCCUCACCACCAGCCAGCUGGCUUCACCCAUCCAUGAGGCUGCAUCUAAAGAUCACAGAGAGUGUCUGGAGCUGCUGCUGUCCCAUGGGGCUUCGAUUGAUGUGGAGCUGCCAGAGGUGGGGUCACCGCUGUACUGCGCCUGUAAGGCGGGGUCGACAGCGAGUGUGGAGCUGCUGCUACGAUCAGGUGCUGAUGUUUCUGUUGGAUGCGGACGGGACAGUCCUUUACACGCUGCGGUUCAAGCUGGGGAAUCAGACGUGGUUGAGGUUCUGCUGGACUUCGGAGCUGACAGGUUUUCCAGAAACACAGAUGGGAAAUCUCCUUUAGAUCUUUCAGCACCAGACAGUUCAGUUAGACUUGUGCUGCAGAAGAGAGGUCUCGGCUCUCUGUCUCGGCUGUGUCGCUCCUCCAUCCGUCGAAGUCUUGGUCGGAGCCGCCUACACCGCGCCUCCAUCCUCUUCCUCCCUCACACCAUCAAGGACUUUCUGCUCUACCAUUAAGAUGUGUGAGGCCUGCUGUGUGUCUCAUGCGCUGAUUCACCCGUCUCAUUUGUUUUUUGUUACCGACCUAAAAAGAACACAUGCACAAAAACACAUUUUCAUUCAGAGAAUGGAGCUUUUUUAUUAAUUUUGUUUUAAAAAAGACGUUUAAGACAGAAAUAGCUAACCAAAUUAGCUUUUUGUGUGUGUUUUGUGCUUUAAUUAAAGCCGUCCAUUCAGUAGCUGAGAAUCUGACAUCCCUUUUUGCAUGCUUUCAAAAGAUGAGCACAGCCAGAUCAGUGUUUUUAUUGUUGUUCUUGUUUCUAUAAGUGUGCUAAACCUUUGGAGCUUCACAGGGAGCCGCCUGAAUGUCACCUGAACUGAGGUCUCUUGGGGUUGAAGACAACAGAAAAAGGACAAAAAUGAUUUUGUUGCGGGAGUUAAAUGAAGGGAGACUUUUUGAUCCUUGUUUGUUUCUGCAGUUUCUGUUUUAAAGUUGAAUUCAUGUUGAAGCGAUGAGAAAUGAUGAAUCAUGACCCAAGUUAUCAUGAAAAAUUGCAAUGAGGUAAUGCGUUUGAGAGUAAAGACAUUUUACCAAAGCUUUAUGAUUAUUUUGACCUUGAGAAAUUAUGUAAACUUUUAAAACCUAUUAUCACACGAGUCAUAUUUAUUAACAAACCCCUUCAAGGUCUCUCUGAAAAACACAUUUUGCUCACCUGUGAGAAGCUUCAGAUGAUAAAGCUCUUUCCCUCCUGAGCAAAGAAAUUCAGUAAUAAGAGGAACAGGUGGAAUAAAAACUACUUAAAAUGAUUAAAAACAGACAUUUUCUGUCAGACAUAAAUGCAAGAGAAGAAUAAGGAGCCUUUCAGUGUGAAAACGCUGACCCAGAAGUCACCUUUGGCUCUGAAGUGUGAAUAAUGGAUUGAAAGUGGAGUUAACUCAGGGUCUCGGAGCUUGACCACAAAAGACUUAAAACAAAUAAUGAAAAACCUAAAAAUAAAAUCCACUCCUCCA
Molecule: messenger RNA, 2078 nt
Organism: Nothobranchius furzeri (turquoise killifish)
Lineage: Eukaryota; Metazoa; Chordata; Actinopteri; Cyprinodontiformes; Nothobranchiidae
Gene: asb11
Product: ankyrin repeat and SOCS box containing 11
Biological process (GO): positive regulation of protein catabolic process; protein ubiquitination; intracellular signal transduction
Molecular function (GO): protein binding
Source: RefSeq, a predicted model, not a curated record